Messenger RNA from Corylus avellana, 2059 nucleotides. RefSeq lists its product as uncharacterized. Gene Ontology annotation, biological process: dGTP catabolic process. Gene Ontology annotation, cellular component: nucleus. Lineage: Eukaryota; Viridiplantae; Streptophyta; Magnoliopsida; Fagales; Betulaceae. The record is from RefSeq and is a predicted model, not a curated record. Gene Ontology annotation, molecular function: dGTPase activity.
AUUUCUUCUUCCAUAUCCUUCUUCUUUAUCCUAAAUUUAUUCUUCCUUUAACAUAGAAAGAUAGAGAAAAGAGAGAUGCUGUGAGAGAGAGAGAAAGACCCAGCCAUAGAGAUGCUGCCGUGACCCAGCUGUGGGUCAUGCCGAUGGUUUGGUUUUGUUAGCCAACGCGGUGGUUUGAUUUUUGGUUUUGUUAGCGUCGGGUUUGGUUUUUUGGGUUGGCUGUUAUCUAGUGUUUUGAUCUUAUUUUGUUAAAAUGCACUUGCUGAUGUGUAAUCACAUGAAGGAAUGCUGCAAAACACCCUUUUUAUUCACCGACUGCAUAGUAGGGCUCUCUAAUUUUAUUUAGUAAGAAUUCAAAAUAAUAAUAAAAAAGCCAAAUUGCAGAGAAUGUUGUGUUCAAAACAAAACCCCUAAUUCCCACUCCCCGGGAGAGAGGCAGACCAGAGAAAGACGAAAGUGAAAGAGAAAGAGAAAGAGAAAAAGCCAUGGGAGCUUAUUGCAACGACGACGUCUCUCUGUCCCCGAUGUACAGCUUCACUUCCUCCCAAGAUAUCAGGCUCUCCAAGCACGUCUACGACAACGUCCACGGCAACAUUUACCUCGAUCCCCUCUCUUUGAAGUUUAUUGAUACCCAGCAGUUUCAAAGGCUUCGUGAGUUGAAACAGCUUGGUUUGGCGCACCUGGUUUAUCCAGGCGCCAUGCAUUCAAGGUUUGAACAUUCUCUUGGGGUGUAUUGGCUUGCUGGUGAAGCUGUUCAAAAGCUUAAAAAUUUUCAGGGUUCAGAGCUUGGUAUUGAUCACUUUGAUAUUCAAACGGUGAAACUUGCAGGGCUUCUGCAUGAUGUGGGCCAUGGGCCUUUCAGUCACUUGUUUGAACGCGAGUUUCUUCCUCGGGUACUUGAUGGUCAUUGGUCUCAUGAAGAAAUGUCAGUGAAGUUGAUUGACCAUAUUGUUGAUGAUCACCAUAUUGAAAUUGAUCAUGAAAUGCUUAAAAAGGUCAAGGAGAUGAUACUGGCAAGCUCUGAAUUUGCACCGCCAAAGAGCUCAGGGGAGAAGCAUUUCUUGUAUGAUAUUGUUGCAAAUGGCCGAAAUGGAAUUGAUGUGGACAAGUUUGAUUAUAUUAUCCGUGAUUGUCGAGCUUGUGGUCUUGGAUGCAACUUUCAGUUUCAGAGGUUAAUGGAGACAAUGCGAGUAUUGGGUGAUGAGAUUUGCUAUCGUGCUAAGGACUAUCUUACCAUCCACAAGUUAUUUGCCACUCGAGCAGAUCUGUAUCGAACAGUUUAUACACAUUCAAAAGUAAAGGCAAUAGAGCUUAUGGUGGUAGAUGCAAUGUUAAAAGCUAAUGAUUAUCUAGAAAUUUCAUCUUACAUUCAAGAUCCUUCUGAGUACUGGAAGCUGGAUGACACGAUAAUUAAGACUAUCGAGACCGCUCCAAACCAGGAAUUGAAGGAAUCGAGAGACUUGAUCCUGCGUAUUCGCAGGAGGAAUUUGUACCAGUUUUGUAAUGAGUAUGCCGUACCAAAGGACAAACUAGAAAAUUUCAAAGAUGUCACUCCUCAAGAUAUUGUUUGUUCCCAGAGAAAUGGUGGAAUGAUACUUAAAGAAGAGGAUGUUGCUGUUAGCAAUGUCAGGAUUGAUUUGACUCGUGGAAGGCAUAAUCCUCUGGAAAGAAUCAACUUUUUCAAGGAUUAUGAGAGCGAGGAUAAGUUUUCGAUACCUGAUGAUCGCAUUAGUCACUUGCUGCCGACAUCAUAUCAAGAUAUGAUAGUGAGGGUGUACUCUAAAAAGCCUGAACUGGUGGGAGCAAUCUCUGAGGCUUUUGAAAAUUUCCAGUUACGGACAUAUGGGAUUAAAGCACAAGUGCAUGCGACGCCGGAGAAGAAGAGACGCCGUCUAUAAGGCUGUCCAUGGUGGUUUGCCUCUAUAAUUUUUCCCAUAAAAAUAAUUAAUUGAAUAUAGAUAUGUGUAUUUGAUGGUCAGUUUUUUAACUUGUAUAAUCAAGUAAAUAUCAAUGAAGCAUUUAGCUUCCAUCUAAAGAUAUGCCCAAAGUUUGACGGCUC